CAACCAAUGAUAAAUCGUCCCAAUUUUUAACUUCAUACACAGAAUUGCAAACAUGGACAAAUUUGAAAAAUUGUUGGUAGCUUUUUUUAUGUGUGCACUCAUACCCAACAUAAUCCAGGUGAAUGCUAACUUUUCAAAGAGCAUGUACCUCACAUGGGGUGUUCAACAUGCAUCAAUUAGGGGUGAAGAUCUUCACCUUGUGUUGGAUAAAACCUCAGGAUCAGCUGCUCGGUCAAAGAGAUCUUUCUUAUUUGGAAGUAUUGAAAUGUUAAUCAAGCUGAUACCUGGUAACUCUGCUGGAAUAGUCACAGCCUACUAUUUAUCUUCCACAGGAAAUCAACACGAUGAGAUAGAUUUUGAGUUCUUAGGUAACAGUACAGGACAACCGUACACAGUCCAUACUAACAUAUAUACGCAAGGAAAAGGAAGCAGAGAGCAACAAUUUCACCUCUGGUUUGACCCAACUGCUGAUUUUCACAAUUACACCAUUCACUGGAAUCCCUCAGAAAUUGUGUGGUAUAUUGAUAGCAUGCCAAUACGGGUUUUCCAGAACUACAAAAAUGAAGGCAUAGGCUAUCCAAACAAGCAAGGAAUGAGAGUUUAUACCAGCCUAUGGAAUGCAGAUAACUGGGCAACAAGAGGUGGACUUGUGAAAACCGAUUGGAGCGGUGCACCAUUCAAGGUAGGGUUUCAUCAUUUCAGAGCAAGGGCUUGCAGGUGGAAUGGAGCAAUGAGCAUUAAUCAGUGUGCCUCUAAUGUACCAGCAAAUUGGUGGACAUCUUCCAUAUACAAACAGCUGAGUUAUGGCCAUAUAAGGCAAUUGAUUUGGGUGAGGAAGAAUUUCAUGAUCUAUGACUAUUGCAAUGAUUACAAAAGAUUCAAUGGACAGUUCCCUCCCGAAUGCUACAAAACACAAUUUUAAUUCUGAUACAAACAUUUGCAAUUUGUCACGGUCUUGGUGAUUUACGGAUUUCAUUCUUGUAUUGAAUCAAAUUAAUUAUCUUAUAAAUGAAAUAAUAAAAUUUGCAUUAAUAA
Cicer arietinum (chickpea) is the source of this 1035-nucleotide messenger RNA. RefSeq names its product probable xyloglucan endotransglucosylase/hydrolase protein 26. Gene Ontology annotation, molecular function: hydrolase activity, hydrolyzing O-glycosyl compounds; xyloglucan:xyloglucosyl transferase activity. Lineage: Eukaryota; Viridiplantae; Streptophyta; Magnoliopsida; Fabales; Fabaceae. Gene Ontology annotation, cellular component: cell wall; apoplast. Gene Ontology annotation, biological process: xyloglucan metabolic process; cell wall biogenesis. The record is from RefSeq and is a predicted model, not a curated record.